Messenger RNA from Magallana angulata, 4340 nucleotides. RefSeq lists its product as uncharacterized. Gene Ontology annotation, molecular function: protein binding. The transcript is spliced from 4 exons. The record is from RefSeq and is a predicted model, not a curated record. The coding region runs from base 171 to 4199 and encodes 1342 amino acids. Gene Ontology annotation, cellular component: cytoplasm. Lineage: Eukaryota; Metazoa; Mollusca; Bivalvia; Ostreida; Ostreidae.
GGCAUUUAAAACGAAAAUGCCAAUCUUAAUAGGAAAUAGUUGAGCAAUGAAACUGAAAAUGUUACCAAGCAGAACAAACUAACGGACAAUAUUAGGAAAUAGAUUGAUUUCUUUCAGCAUCAUUCAUUGAAAAUACAAAUCCCUUGGAUUGUACUAUUUAAGAACGAAAGAUGUCAAAUUCAAAGUUUAAGUUAACUGGAGAAAACACAAACCUGGCUCGUGUGGCUCAGCUGAUAUUGGGUCCAUGCACUAACGUACUACGUGAUGUUCUUAGGAAGGAAAUUUCUCCCUCCAAUUUGGAGACGAAAGUCAGAGCUUAUAUUGCUAAAACAAAGAAACCACUGAUCAACCAACACCAAGAGACACUCGUCUACAGUAAAGAUUACUUAAAAUUCGAUGUUACGUUACUGUACUUUUUAUUACGGAAUAUGUGCUCGAUCAAACCGCAUUCAAACAAGUGGGGAAACAACCCACAUCAUGGAGAUAAAAGUGUGUCAGGAAACAUCGAACGGAUUCGUCUGAUAAGAAAUGAAUAUGGACAUAAUUCGGAAAGAUCUAUCUCCGAUAAAGACUUUAAAAUAAAAUACAAAUAUAUUAAGGGCAUUGUCCGAGAGUUGGAGAACUACUUAGGUAGUUCUACUAAAUACCAGGACGAAGUAAAGGAACUGAAAACUUGUACCAUGGAUCCUACACAAAGCGAAAAAAAUAUCAAAGAGCUUCUUGACCUCCAUAAAAAAAUCAAAGAUAUUUCAGGGGAUGUCGAAGAAAUGAAGAAGAAAGUUCUUCCUUGGAAUAUAAAAGUUAUAUAUGAAAAGGACGUCCUUAAAUGGAAAGAAGAUGACAGUUUUUUUGUUGAAACUCACAACUUCCAAGCGAUGCUAAAUCAAGUUAGACAACAGCCGUUUGUGACGUUUGUUGGUGUCCCAGGCUCAGGAAAAACGGCUACAGCUCGUCAUAUAGCCCUUCUACUGCAAGAGAAAGAUGGGUAUGGAAUAGUAUCAACCAAAAACAUAAAUAACAUUGAAAUGUAUCGUGACCCCCGCAAUCCACAAGUGUUUGUUAUUGAUGAUGUCCUAGGUGUGUUUGGGUUUGAUAUGAAGGAACUUGAGAAGCUAACGAUGUAUAAAGAUAGAUUAAAUGAACCUACAAUGCCAGAGACCAAGGUUCUUAUGACAUGCCGGGAGGUAGUUUUCAAACAUGAAGCUUACUCAGGAUCCAUUUUGUCAUAUAAAAAUCACGUAGUUCAGUUACACAGUGAAGAAAAUGCUUUAAAUGAUCAAGAUAAAUAUGAUUUAUUUGCAAAGUACAACUUAGAUAAAGAUUUGUUAUCAGCAGACACUUUGUCAAAAAUAUCGAAAAGUUUUCCAUAUCUAUGCAAACUGUUUUCAAGAAAGGAAGAGUUAGGACAUUAUGGGCCACAGUUUUUUAUUUCACCUGUUCCAUGUAUAUUGGAACUUCUGGACAUCAUGAAAAUAAGAAACAAGUUUCAUUAUGUUUCAUUAGUUGUAUUAAUGACCAAUCAAAAUUCAUUGUCAGAAAAAGAUUUUAACAACGAAAACACGACGUACUUUGGUCAAAUGAAGUUCCAGGUUUUAAAAAGAUGUAAAGUUGAUCCUACGACCUGUAGUUUUUAUUUUAUUGAUGCAUUGACUGAAAUGGAAGGGACUUACACUGAGCAAAGUCAAAGUGAGUUUAAAUUUAUUCACGAUUCCAUGCUUGAAAUUAUUGCCUAUCAUUUUGGUCGUCACUUUCCAGAGCUAAUUUUGCAAUAUAUGGAUAGUGAUUACAUUGCUAACUAUAUCAAACCAGACAAAAACAAAUGUAGGAAACGUAAAAGAGAAGAAGACAACUUAGAACAAACAGUCGAUGCGAAGGAAGACAGUUAUACAGUUGCCGACAAAGAAUAUGUGCAUGAUUUAUGUAUAAAACUACAGGAGUCCCAUUACCAUUUACUUGCUGAUCGUUUGUUUGAAGAUAUACAUAGAGGCGAGUUGUUUAAUGUUUUUGGAAACGAAGCGUUAAAAAAUCCAUUGGUGCUUCAAACUUUUUUGGAUGUGAUGAAGAGUAAGCCUUAUUCAGAAUUGUUCACCGUAUUUCUGUCAGAGUUAGAAGAACAACAAGUUAAACAAGCAAAAACAUCUAAAAAACAUUUCUUCUCGAGCAAGAGCUAUAAUUUGCUCAUGAAUUCAAAAUGGAUUAACAAAUAUGAAUUUUACACGUGUGCUCGUGCCAUUGACUGGGUUAUAUUCUAUGGACACAAUCAAAUUUUACAGUUUAUCAUAGAUCAGAUAAUAAAAAACACAAAAACGGUCAAUGACCUAUUUCGAACUCUUUUCAACAUUCGAUCGGAUGACUAUUGUACUACAGAGCAGGGUACAGAUUGUAAUAAAAGAAACGAAUCAGAUAUUGAUAAAAACAGUGCAGGGAGAUGUGAUGUGUCAGAAGAUGAAUCUUGGUCCGAUUUAUGCUCCGAAAGCGGCGAUCAAUUUUUUGGGAACGAACAAGUCUUUAUUGAGAAGCGCCGCUUACUUAAUCUUAGUUGUUAUAGUGGUGACCUUCUGACUUUCCAAACUUUACUUCCAUAUUGUGAUAAAGAUGUCCUUUUUUCUAAACCAUCGUGGAAAGACGACUUUGAUGAUGGUGGGAAUAUAUCUGAUCCACCAAUUGUUGUUGCAAGCAAAACUGGACACUUGAAUAUACUUCUUGAGCUGUUAAGCCUUGGUGCAAAUGUAAAUGACGACAGCUAUUGUGAUAAAUCACUGGUUGUUGCAUGUUCAAAAGGACAUUUAAAUAUAGUAAUUGAAUUGUUAAAACAUAAAACAAAUGUCAAUACAACAGAUUAUAAUAGUACCCCACUCAUUGCCGCGUGUUUAAAAGGGUAUUAUGAUAUUGUACUUGAAUUGAUAAAACACGGAGGAGAUGUCAACAUCACAGUUUCUCGUUAUUCACCAAUUAUUGCCGCCUGUUUAGGCGGACAUACAGUUGUUGUAACUGAAUUGAUAAAACAAGGAGCAGAUGUCAAUAUCACAGUUUCUGGUUGUUCACCACUUAUUGCUGCCUGUUCAGAGGGACAUCUUGGUAUAGUUCUUCAAUUGUUAAAACAUGGAGCAGAUGUAAAUACGGAAGUUUUUUAUCAAUCACCCCUUACAGCUGCGUGUUCUAUAGAUUUUUUUAAAAAGGGAAACAAUUUGUUAAGACACGGUGAAGGUGUCGAUAGCGGAUAUUUAAGAGAUGAAUCCAAAUAUGCUGCAUGCUCAAAAGUCCAGUUAGAUAUGAUACACGAACUCUUGAAAUAUAAAGCAGAUGUCAAUAUCAAAACCUGUCGAACUUCACCUCUUAUUGCUGCUUGUUCAAAUAGAAAUAUAAAUAUAUCUACUGUACGAGAAUUGAUAAAACAUGGAGCAGAUGUCAAUCUGACAGUUACGAAAAGGUCCCCACUCAUCGCUGCAUGUAAAGAAGGACGAGUUGAUGUAGUACUUGAAUUGUUAAAACAAGGAGCAGAUGUCAAUAUCACAGUUUCUGGUUGUUCACCACUUAUUUCUGCAUGUUCACCACUUAUUUCUGCAUGUUCAGAGGGACAUCUUGAUAUAGUUUGUCAAUUGUUAAAACAUGGAGCAGAUGUAAAUAUGGAAGUGUCUUAUUAUUCACCCCUUACAGCUGCGUGUUCUAUAGAUUUUUUUAAAAAGGGAAACAAUUUGUUAAGACAAGGUAAAGGUGUCGAUACCGGAUAUUUAAUAGAUAAAUCCAAAUAUGCUGCAUGCUCAAAAGUCCAGUUAGAUAUGAUACACGAACUCUUGAAAUAUAAUGCAGAUGUCAAUAUCAAAACCUGUCGAACUUCACCACUUAUUGCUGUUUGUUCAAAUAAAUAUAUAAAUGAAGGUGCUGUACGAGAAUUGUUAAAACAUGGCGCAGAUGUCAAUUUGACUAAUACUUAUUGUUCCCCACUCAUCGCUGCAUGUAGAACAGGACGUUUUGAUUUAGUAAAUGCAUUGUUAAAACAUGGAGCAGAUGCAAAUCUCAUAGUUUCUGACAAUUUACCACUUAUUGCUGCAUGUUCGGAAGGACAUUUAAAUAUAGUCCUUGAAUUGUUAAAACAUGGAGCAGAUGUGAAUGCCAUGGUUUCUAAUAAGAUGUCAAUAUCAAAGUUUUUAAUAAUUCACCCCUUAUUGCUGCAUGUUCAAAAGGACAUUUUGAUAUAGUACUCGAGUUGUUAAAAUAUGAAGCAGAUGUCAAUAUCACAGUUUCUGAUAAUUCACCUCUUAUUGCUGCAUGUGGAAAAGGACAUUUAGAUAUAGUACUUGAAUUGUUAAAACAUGGGGCAGAUGUCAUUGUUAUAUAUU